UCUAAAACUCUUUUGGUGUUUUGCAAAAGAAACCAGUUUUCAAAGUUCAAUUUUUUUUGUUUUUAAAAAUGGAGAAUUUAGUGAAGAGCUGCGCAGGGAUCGAGAAGAAAAGAAGCAAUUUGACUCAUUCGGAGGAAGAUAUGGUAACAGAGUCAAAGGAGAGAAGCAGCACGAGCGAAUCGAGCUACGAGAGUUCCUCCGGCAACACCGUCGCUUCGUCUUCUCCACCGUCGCAGAUUCUGGGUUGGCCGAUAAGAAAAGCUUCAUUUCGUAAGAAUUCCAAGGAAAAUGUUAAUGUGGAUCAUAAGAAAUCUACCCUUCACGAUGAUUCUGGGUUUAAAGGAAAAGAGAUGAAUUUUGCAGAUGUGGAAAUGAUGAAGGAGAGAUUUGCAAAGUUGUUGCUUGGUGAAGAUAUGUCAGGUUCUGGUAAAGGCGUGUGUACGGCUUUAGCCAUCUCCAACGCCAUCACCAAUCUCUGUGCUACGAUUUUUGGGCAACUAUGGAGAUUAGAGCCACUUUCGAGUGAAAAGAAGGAGAUGUGGAGAAGGGAAAUGGAGUGGAUUCUUAGUGUUAGUGAUCACAUCGUUGAGUUAACACCUUCAACGCAGACUUAUCCAGACGGCAACAAGUUUGAGGUCAUGACUUGUCGACCAAGAUUUGAUCUUUUCAUCAAUCUCCCGGCUCUUCGUAAACUCGACAAUAUGCUUCUCGAUAUAUUGGCGAGUUUCAAGAAAACUGAGUUCUGGUAUGUUGAUCAAGGGAUUGUUGCUUCGGAAAACGAUGGCUCAGCUUCUUUCCGCAGAAAGAUUCAGCGUCAAGAGGAGAAAUGGUGGUUGCCUGUUCCUCGUUUAGCACCUAAUGGUCUUACUGAAGAAGCAAGAACAGAAUUGAAUCACAAGAGGGAAUGUGCGACGCAGAUACUUAAAGCUGCAAUGGCCAUUAACAGCCUUGCUUUAACCGAAAUGGAUGUUCCAGAAACAUACCUUGAAACCCUUCCAAAGAACGGUAGGUCCUGCCUUGGGGAUGUUAUCUACAGGUACAUAACAUCUGAUAAAUUUUCUGCGGAGUGUCUUCUCGAUUGCCUUGAUCUGUCCUCUGAGCAUAUUGCUCUUGAUAUUGCAAACCGUGUGGAAGCUUCGAUAUAUGUUUGGCGGAGAAGAGUUCAAACAAAACUUGGAGUCAACAACAAUAAUACUUCAAGCACUACUCCAAAGUUAACAUGGGAAAUGGUCAAAGAGCUAAUGGCUGCUGGUGACAAAAGAGGAUUGCUUGUGGAGAGAUCCGAAACUCUCUUACGUUGCCUGAAGCACCGGUUUCCAUCUCUAACGCAGACUUCUCUAGACAUUAGCAAGAUUCAAUGGAACAAGGAUAUUGGGAAAUCAAUCCUCGAAAGCUACUCAAGGGCUUUGGAGAGCUUAGCAUCAAACAUCAUUGCACGAAUCGACGAUUUACUCUACGUGGACGACUUAACAAAGCAAUCAGAUGGUAACAAUCUGUUGUCAAGUCCAGCAGUCAGCAGCAUUAUAGCUCACAAGAAAGUAGUACCAAUCCCUUAUCUAAUAUCUGCAUCAGGAACUCCAUACAGAACAAGCUUCUCAACAACACCAGGCUUCUCUCCUUCAAUGAUUAGUCCCAAGAAAGGAGAGAGGAGGACACCUUACUCCAGCAAAGACACUAACAAAGUCAUUGAGAAAGGCCUUCCUUCUCGAGGAUUUGGAGUGAGAAGAGUCUUGAACAAUUAUCUUGGCAUGGAAUCGAAACUGAAAAUAUGCGUGAAUCCGUCAGAUAAUGCAGAUACAGCUGUGAUUUGCAAAGAAGAAUGUUAAAUUAUACUCAAAAGAAAAAUGUUCGUUUUUA
Arabidopsis arenosa is the source of this 1857-nucleotide messenger RNA. Lineage: Eukaryota; Viridiplantae; Streptophyta; Magnoliopsida; Brassicales; Brassicaceae. The record is from the annotation of a GenBank genome assembly.